Messenger RNA from Gymnodraco acuticeps, 6990 nucleotides. RefSeq names its product myopalladin (gene mypn). The record is from RefSeq and is a predicted model, not a curated record. Lineage: Eukaryota; Metazoa; Chordata; Actinopteri; Perciformes; Bathydraconidae. The coding region runs from base 259 to 5760 and encodes 1833 amino acids. The transcript has 23 exons.
CCUCCCCAAAAUAACCUGCGACUACUGCGCUGACAAAUGUUGCUACUUGUGCUGGUGACAAGUUACCGUAGCUACACGGCUCCAUAUAUUCCCGUAAACUCUCCAAGGUGAACUGUGUGGUAAAACCGGGAAGGUUUGGCAGUUGCUCGUGUCCAAGAUUUUUCCCAAGUGGCAGCCGCCGGAAGACCGGAAUCUCCCUGUUUGAGCACAGGUGCACUCUGAGGAUUUACCAGGGGCCGCUGGGGCUUAUUCUGAAGCAUGCAGGAGAACAACAUCGAGCAGCCCCCGUCACUGUCUCAGCUCCUCAGAGAGAACUACCUGGCAGAGGCCCGAGCCCAGCAGCGCCACAGCGAGAUGAGCCGCUCAGACGCUUCCUCCUCACGCCUCCAGAUCUACGGGUCGCUGAAAGGCAAGGCGGAGGACUCUGGGGCUCACAAUGAUCCCACAUUCACAGACCUGUCAGCCUUCCUCAGCCAGGAGGAGCUGGAUAAGAGCGUGAACCUGGCCCGGCAGGCCAUCGGACAUGAGCCUCGAGAGGAGAGGGCAGAGGUCAGAGCCUCUCUCGCACCAUUAACCCAGUCCACAAGCCCCUCAGCCUCUUCCUUUGAACUCACAUCUGUUCCCCUGGCCAACCCCUCUCCUGCUCCUUCCGCCGCCCCCUCCAUGGUGCCCUUCACCCAGCCGGCCCCUGAACUCAAAGAACUGCAACACACAACAUUCACACCAGACAGAAAGGUGCAUAAAGCGUCCGCACGGCAGGAAAACAUGUCCAGGAACGCAAGGGGCCCCGGUGAGGGGUUCAACGACAUUGAAAGGUCGGCGAAGAACGCCCCGUACGGCAUGGAGAACCAGUCCAAGAAGGAGUUCCUCAACAAGGCAGCAGACUUCAUCGAGGAGCUCUCCUCUCUCUUCAAGGCCAACAGCUCCAAACGGGGACGACAGAGAGGGAGCAAACCCCACCGGAGCAGGAACCAGAACAAGAGCCAGGUGGAUGGGGAGGUGUAUCCCCUCGGCCCUGACGACAGAGAGCGCUCUUCCAUGCCCCUGGAGGUGGAGGCAGAGGUGGUGGUGGAGGAGGAGGAGAGACCAAGCCCCGCUGUAAGCCACCAACCAGAGGCCCAGCUGGACUCUGGGAUUGGGCACGUGGAGUUUCAGGACAGCAGGAUUACUGAGGAGGAGCAGCAGUGUGAUUCUGUUUCCCAGGAGGCACCAGAGGAGGCAGAAAGCUGCAUCCUGACAGACACUCCGUACCCCGCGGAGUCUGCGUCUGAGCCUCCUUGUUUCAUCCACAAACUGAAAAGCAGGGAGGUUGCAGAGGGCAGCAAGGUCCAGCUGGAUUGCAUUGUUAGGGGACUCCCUGUGCCUGAAGUCAGAUGGUUCUGUGAGGGCAAGGAGCUGGAGAACUGCCCGGACAUCCAGAUCAUCACAGACGGAGAGCAUCACUCUCUGAUCAUCGCAGAGGCCUUCGAGGAAGAUACUGGGCGCUACUCCUGCUUCGCUUCUAACUUCUAUGGCACUGACUCCACGUCAGCCGAGAUCUACGUCGAAGGUACCUCCUCUUCGGAUUCUGAUGGGGAACAGCGAUUUGAACAUGUAGCACAGCAGCAGAAUAAAUCUUCUCCAUCAUCGAGCCAAGCUCUUUCUGCGGAAGAGGAAGACCCUCCAUCAUCUGACCCUGCAGCAGCCAUCGAGGAGCCAGCAGAGCAGAUCGUCUCUGCACAAACUAACCAAAUAAUCCCCGAACCUCUGCUACCAGUGAGGACACCAGCCACCAUACUUUCAGUCGUUGAGCCUUUGAAUGCAUCCGUAACACCUUCAGCACUCCCUGUUCAAGAGGAACCAACAUUGGAAGAGCUAAUAGUGUCGCAGGUGCAGGUGUUUCCUACUUCAUCUCCAGGCGAAACAGGACUUUCAGAAGCCCAGGAGGUGUCUGUUACAUCUCCUCCUCCUCCAGUGGAGACGGCUGCAGCAGAAGCUCUAUCACUGCUCCAGAACUCAGUGGUCUCCUCUGUGCUGUCCCCUCCAUCACAAACACUCCAGCCUGAGAGUCAAACCUCUACCUACACCUACCCUCAAGUGUUGAACGGCCAACCUAUCAUGGCUGCCCCUGUAUUCACAAAGAGCCUGCAGGACCUCCUUGCGUCAGAAGGCCAGCUGGUGGUGCUAGAGUGCCGUGUGAAAGGGGUGCCGUCACCACGAGUGGACUGGUACAGAGAUGGAACAUUCAUAGAGGACUCUCCUGAACACAGGAUCCUGCAGAAAAAGCCCAGGUCUCCAGCUGAAUCAGAGGACAUAUGCACUCUGGUCAUUGCUGAGGUCUUUCCUGAAGAUUCAGGGAUGUUUACUUGUACAGCAAGCAACAAUUAUGGAACCGUGUCCAGCGCUGCAGCACUGAGGGUCACAGGCAAUCCCAGCAACAGUAACCAUGUGAGGCCUUCCAGCAAUUCGAUGCUGGAGCCAAACCGAAGCCAAGAACCUUCCCCCGCCCCCCCUGUAAACCUUCAACCAAAGGUUAAUAUGACCACCAGCGUCAAGCCCCACUCCAGCACCAUCCGCCUGGACCCUCUCAUCUCCAGCAGCGUACGCCUGGACCCGUUGAGCACCAGCACCCUCCGUUUGGACCCCCUUGGAUCCAGCAUGCUGCGCCCAGACCCCUUCCGCUCCAGUCUCCCCAGCCUGGAGCCCUCCAGCCUCAUCAGCAACUUCAACUCUCGCAGCACCAGCACCCCCAACUUAGAUCCUAUCAACCUCCAUCAGAACCAUCCUUCACCCAGUGGAGCAGGUGCAGAACCACAGAGCAGCAGACAGGCGCUCUCCUACCUGAAACCCUUCACUUAUCCAUUCUCUGUUGGGACGGUAGCAGAGCAGGAAGCGCCCACGCCUUCAGUGACACCACCCGACACCAGCGCCACAGUGAAGGUGACCCCUAACCAUCAGAAUGGGAGCCUCAUCGUGCUGCCCCUGCCCGACCCCCCUCCAAACUCCUGCCUGAAGACUCGAACGAAACCCAAACACUCCCGCUCCGGGUCUCGGCGCGUCCACUUCAGACUGCCGGAGGAGGAGGAGCAGAGUGACACGUCCAGCAGUCAGUGUGAUGAAGACCCCAACAUGUCGCUCAACAGGGAACCUCCACCUGUGCGGGCUAAACCCAAACUGGACCCGACCCAGCUGCGGAUUCUGCACAACCAGGUCCUCAUGGAGCAGCAGCAGGACCCUGAACCUCAAACACCCCCCCACCCUCUGUCCCAACCUCUGUCCCAACCAAAACCUCAGCCUCAGCCCCAGGCCCAACUUCAGCCACCAUCUCUGCCCCAGCCUCAGUCUCACCCCCUACCCCAGACUCUGUCCCAACCAAAGCCUCACCCUCAGCCCCAGCCGCAACCACAACAUCAGUCUCAGCUUCAGUUCCAUCCCCAGCCUCAGUCUCCCCCACUCUCUGCCUCAGCACCAGCCCCAGCCUCAGUCUCUGCCCCAGCCUCAGUCUCUGCCCCAGCACCAGCCUCAGUCUCUGCCCCAGCACCAUCUCCCCCACACCCCCAGCCUCAGUCUCACCCCCAGGCUCAGCUCAUGACCUCCUCCCUGGUGACCUCCCCUCCACCUGCCCCACAGCUGAAAACAGCUCCACCCGUCAGCAUAGCUCAUGUAACCCAGAUGAACACCAUCCAUGCCUCCCACCUCAACCUGACCCCUGCAGCUCUCGCCAAAACUCCCCCUACACCGCAGUUUUUCUCUGCUUUUGCACCAAAGUUUAGCGCAGCCUUAACAGAUCUGUCCUCGGUCACUUCUCCUGCUCCCUUCCUGAGAAGCACCCACGCCUCCCUCAUGAACCUCACCCCCACCUCUCACUCCUUCAGCUACGCCCGGCCUAAAGAGUUCAUAGCAGCCCAGAGCUUCUCCCCGGUCAGGAGUCCUUCCCCGACAGAAUCUCCGGUCCCUCUUCUCCAGGAACUGGCCGCUGAGCUCAACUCCUCCUCCGCCAGCUCCCCCACCCUCCCGCCUUUCUCCCCCCCAUCCGGGACCUUCACCACCAGGGUGCUCAAGUCUCCCACCAGCCCUCAGUCUCUCGUGUCCUCACCCACACCUCUGUCGCCGCCCUACCUGAGCAGCAUGUACGCCAUGCGAACCCAGUCGCCCCUCCAGGCCUCCUCUCCCACCUCCAGCAGCUCCACCUCCACCUCCAGCCCCAUUCAGAACCCUGUGGCGUUCCUGAGCUCCGUCCUGCCCUCCCUGACCCCGACUCAGCCCACCAACUCUAUGGGCCUGCCCAGGGGAGCUCCCAUGGGGCUAAAAAAGAGCAUGCAAAAGGCACGCAUCCCGUCAUAUGAAGACAUUCGGGAAAGCAGAGAGAAUAUCCUCCAGGACAUUGAGAAAAAGCUUCGACUUAGAGACGAAACUCAACAUUUUGCACAUCAACAGAAGCUGAGUAAUGAGGGGAAAACAGCGAGCAGACCCCUUGGACCAAACAUUCCUGCUACUGCCUUUACCUAUGAUGAGGAGUACAAAGUGUCCAAUUUUGAGCAGAGACUUAUGAGCGAGAUUGAAUUCCGUUUGGAGCGGACGCCGGUGGAGGAAUCGGACGAUGAGGUGCAACACGAUGACGUCCCUACAGGGAGAUGCAUCGCGCCCAUAUUAGACAGAAAACUGAAGAACUACAGGGCCAUGGAGGGCGUGCCCGUCACUUUCUCAUGUAAAGUAGUGGGAAUCCCUUUUCCAAAGGUGUACUGGUUCAAGGAUGGCAAGCAGGUGUUAAGGAAGAACGUCCAUUACAAGAAAAUAAGGGAGAGGGACGGGACCUGUGCUCUUCACAUAGAGACCACCACCCAAGACGACGAUGGCAACUACACCAUCAUGGCAUCUAAUCCUCAGGGACGGAUCAGCUGCUCGGGUCAUUUGAUUGUCCAAUCGGGACCUCCCCGAAACCGAAUGACACCUAUUAGCUCUCAGAGGGUGCGAGCCCGCAUACAGGAAGUUGAGAGUGAGCAAACCCAGGAGCGCUUUUUCCAGCCUCACUUCCUCCAGGCUCCGGGGGACAUGCUGGCUCACGAGGGCAGACUAUGUAGGCUAGACUGUAAGGUGAGCGGCCUCCCUAACCCAGAGCUGAUGUGGUUGGUCAACGGGAGGCCAAUCUAUCCGGAUCUUCUGCACAAGAUGCUGGUGCGGGAGAAUGGCGUCCACUCUCUGGUCAUUGAUCCUCUGACGCAGAAUGAUGCUGGGACAUACACGUGCAUUGCAAGCAACAAAGCAGGGCAGAGCUCCUUUAGUCUGGAGCUAAAAGUUAUAGAGAAAGAGAUGAAGCACUCGCCCGAGUUUGUGGAGAAGCUGCAGAACAUGGGUAUUCCUGAAGGGACUCCAGUCAGGCUGGAGUGUCGGGUGGUUGGUAUGCCCCCUCCACUCAUCUUCUGGAAGAAAGACAAUGAGACCAUUCCUAGAACUAAGGACAGGAUCAGCAUGACACAGGAUGCAACAGGAUAUGUGUGUCUCCUCAUCCAGCCAACAACUAAAGAGGAUGCCGGCUGGUACACAGUAUCAGCAAAAAACGAGGCUGGAAUUUCCUCCUGUACCUGCAGGCUUGAUAUCUAUGCACAGUGGCAUCAGAGCAUCCCUGCAUCCAUGAAAAAAGCUCCGCGCACAGGCAGCUGCUACGCAGCUCUGACGGGACAGGGGCUCGACAUCAAGUCAGCUUUCCCCACGUCAGACAACAACCCCUUCCUGUUCUCCAGCUCCCCUCGUGAGGCCAUGCUGGAGAGCGAGGAGCUGUGAACCUGCAGCAUGGUGAACCUCAGGGCAUGUGCUGAGGCCUCCCUGAGUUUAAACCAGUAGAGCAAAUUGUCAUGUGCUUUGUGUGAUGCUUUUGAAGAAGAAGAAGAGGAAGAAUCAACUUAUUGUCAUUACGCAGUACAGGUACUAUGUAACAAAACGGUUUCUCUGCAUUUGACCCAUCCUAAUGUUAGGAGCAGUGGGCUGCCAUUAUGUACGGCGUCCGGGGAGCAGUGUAGGGAACGGUGCCUUGCUCAGGGACACCUCGGUAGCACUUUGUCUUUCCGGGACUUGAACUGGUGACCUUCCAGUUGCCAAGCCAAGUCCCUAAGGACUUCGCCAACACCGCCCCAAUUGAUACACUCAUGAAAGAAUGGCAAAGAAAGAUUGUGUUAAAGCGAUCAGCACUGAUAGUGGGUUUGUCACCAUUCCUAUUUACUCAAGUCGAGUGUUUCGCAUACAGAAAAAAAAAGUUUUGCAAAGUCUUAGCUCAUGAGCCAUCAGUGGAAUAGUGUUCUAUGACGUUUGUUUUCUACAUCAUAUUAGCUAUAGUAGCAAGGGAGUUGUUUUAACAUCAGUUCUUAAAUGUCCUAUUGAAACCCCCCUUAUUUUUAUUGCGAAUAAGAUACCUGUACUGGUAGUAAUAGUUUAUUUUAAAAUGAAUAUAAAAAAUAGGUUAGAGUAUAGCAAUGAACAUUUUAAUGUAUAGUGUCAUUUAGUGCACUUUCUUUAAAUGGCUCCAGCAAGGUGGGAUUCUUUCUACAUAAGCCUAAAUAAGUUGUUGACGUUCAUCACUAGUUGAUAUUUUUGCACCAUUUUUCAUGUGCAUGCAUGCCAAUGGCUGAUGAAGAUGUCAUACUGUAUCCCUUAAAAACACUGUCUGCUCACGGUCAUAAUAAUACAAAUAUGGUGAUUUCAUUCUUCUUUUACUGACAACGUUGUAUCUACAUUUGUAUCUACAUUUGUAUCUACAGUUCCAAAUGUAUUACCUGAGGAAUGAGACAUAGGAGACUUAAAAGCUAUUUGUUUUUUGAUAAAAUUGUUGGCUUUGCUUUAACUCCAACAUUUUUAAAUGAAUCUUAGAGAAGUUAUAAUUUAACUUUGAUACAAAAAAAUAAAUUAAACAUGUUUGAAACAUUGAAGAAAAGUUGUAAAGCACAUACUCAACUGAUGUAAAGUUGCACAUUGUAAAAUAGUUUUGUCCUUCUCAGAAUAAAGUUAUAUUUAUUCAAA